Lonchura striata (white-rumped munia) is the source of this 2277-nucleotide messenger RNA. NCBI's taxonomy places the organism in Eukaryota, Metazoa, Chordata, Aves, Passeriformes, Estrildidae. The record is from RefSeq and is a predicted model, not a curated record.
CCCGGGGCCGGUUCGGGGCCGGUUCGGGGCGAUCCCGGGAGCCCCGCCCAGGCCCGGGCCAUGGCGGGCGGCCGUGGCGGCGGGAAGGCGGCCGUGGUGCUGCGCUGCGAGUGGCAGCAGUGCUCGUUCGCGGCGGAGGGGAUGGAGGAGUUCUGCGGGCACAUGGCGCAGCACCUGCGGCAGCACCUGCCCGGAGAGCAGCGCGCCCAGAUGGACCCGCUGGCCCCGGCGAGCUCGGCCGACCUGGUGCGCCACGUCUACUUCCACUGCUACCACAGCAAGCUGAAGCAGUGGGGGCUGCGGGCCCUGCAGGGCCAGGCGGGGCUCAGCCCCUGCCAGCUGGACUUCCAGAGCCACAACAUCAUCCCUGACAUCCAGGAGGACUUCCUCUGCCUCUGGGAGUACUGUGAGAGGUCAUUUGACAACCCCGAGUGGUUCUACCGGCACGUGGAGGAUCACAGCUUCUGCUCCGAGUACAAGGCAGCAGGGAAGGAGAACCACGUGCUGCUCUGUGGCUGGAAAGACUGCAACUGCAGCUUCAAGGGCCGCUGCAAGCUGCGGGAGCACCUGCGCAGCCACACGCAGGAGAAGGUGGUGGCCUGUCCCACCUGUGGGGGGAUGUUUGCCAACAACACCAAGUUCUUCGACCACAUCCGCCGCCAGACCGCCCUGGAGCAGCAGAGGUUCCAGUGCUCCCACUGCUCCAAGAGGUUUGCCACGGAGAGGCUGCUCCGCGACCACAUGAGGAACCACGUGAACCACUACAAGUGCCCCCUGUGCGACAUGACGUGCCCGCUGCCCUCCUCGCUGCGCAACCACAUCCGCUUCCGGCACAGCGAGGAGCGCCCCUUCAAGUGUGACUACUGUGACUACAGCUGCAAGAACCUCAUCGACCUGCGGAAGCACCUGGACACGCACAGCAAAGAGCCGGCGUAUCGCUGCGAGUUCGAGGCCUGCAGCUUCUCUGCACGGUCCCUCUGCUCCAUCAAACUGCACUACAGGAAGGUCCACGAGGGUGACUCCGAGCCGCGGUACAAGUGCCACGUGUGUGACAAGUGCUUCACACGGGGGAACAACCUCACUGUCCACCUCAGGAAGAAGCACCAGUUCAAAUGGCCCUCGGGACAUCCUCGCUUCAGGUACAGGGAGCACGAGGAUGGCUACAUGAGGCUGCAGCUGGUGCGCUACGAGAGCGUGGAGCUGACAGAGCAGCUGCUCCAGGACAGGGAGAAGCGUGGCGAGGCUCUGGAUGGCCCCAGCGAGUGCGUGGUGCUGCCCGAGGGCGAGGGCAGCCUGCAGGGCAUCCUUCUGGAGCCUCCAGCAAACCCUGCCCCAGCAGAGAGCAGCACAGCCGAGCUGCCCGUGCCCCCAGCCCUGUGCUCUGCUCCCAGCCCUGAGCCAGCACGGCCGAGCCCCUUCCCAGGAGCUUCCUCCUCCUCCUCCUCCUCCUCAGAGCAAGGAGCCAGCAGCACCAGCAGCCCCAUCAUCCGUGUGGUGAGCAGGACCAACGAGCAGGGCCAGAGUGAGACUGUCUAUUACGUGAUGGCCAGCACGGCCUCGGAGCAGCAAGGCACGGCAGCCCCGGCCCUGGAGCUGGAGGAGAACGUCAUGGACAGGCUGCAGAAAACAGCUGAGGAGCUGGGCAUCCAGAUCCUGUGAGGAGGAGACCUUCAGCCUGCUGGAAUGCUUGGGGACAGGGCUUGCCUCCAGCCCAGCCUCGCUGGCUGCUGGUUCUGGUCAGCAUGUGAGAAGGGAAGGACAGACGUCCCGGGUGUGAAUCAAGUGAUCUGAGCUGGAAAGAGCUGUCUGCCUCCUCCUUUUGGGGACUGCGGCCUCUCAAGCUUCUCCCACCCUUCUGGGGGGUUUGGCCUAGGCCUGGCAGGGUGGGGUGCUCAGCAGCUGUGCCCUUGUGAGGUGCUCCCCAGGCAGGAUGGGUGUGGAGCACACUCUGCUGCUGGGAACGUGUGGCCCUUGGCAGGCCUGUCCUGCCCCAGCCCUUCCUUCUCCAGGGGGUGUCACACCUUCAUCAGCACGUCCUGCACACAUUUCCUGCCUCCCCUGCUGCUGGGGGUGGUGUUUGCCCCCCUGAUCCCAAGCCCAGCCCUGCUCUCUGGGAGGACAGUGCUGGAGCUGUGCAGGCCAGCGCAGCACCGCGACGUUGGGAGCUUCCUGCUGCUUUUGGCAUCCCCUGGCUGCCCUCCCCACAUUGGGGUUUGGGCUCCUGGCCGGGCAAAGUGUUCUUUGGCAAGACAAAUAAACAUCAGGCUGCCAGGCCCA